Spirodela intermedia is the source of this 790-nucleotide messenger RNA. The record is from the annotation of a GenBank genome assembly. NCBI's taxonomy places the organism in Eukaryota, Viridiplantae, Streptophyta, Magnoliopsida, Alismatales, Araceae.
AUGGAGGUAAGCUCGAUCGAAAGAAAGAUGUCCAGGCGUUCCCUGGCGGCGAUCUUCACCUUCUUAUGCUUAUCUAGGGCAGUUGAUGACCAUCAUCCUCGCGCUUCUGUAGGAAGCUAGCUGGCGGCGGAACCUCUCCUCCUACGGCAACUGGGACUACAACGACGGCUGCCCUAUCGCCAAUUACUUUGAUCAGGCGGCUCUUUGCGGCAAUGGAAGUGGACUCUUCGAAAGAAGCUUCCUCUAUCCUACCGUGCUCCCACAUCAUUGCUUCUCCCAAGACGCUGAAACGGAUCUCUACCGCAUCUCGCCGCAGCCUCUGGGCGCAGCGGAAGCUCCGUUCGCACGCAAGGUCUUUCUCCAUGGUUUCAUCUUUCUACUGGUAAACUUGAUUGUCGGUUUCGUGGUUGAGGUUUGCGGAUGAAUUCUACGCCCUUGAGUCGCAGGGAGCGAGGAGUACCCAGGGGAGGAAGCUGAAGCAGCUGAUGCAGCGGACGGAGGAAGAGUAUUCCUCCUCCCACCAUUUCUCGCCGGUGAAGACGUCCGGCGGCGGAGCGGCGGAAGAGAAGAAGCCUCCGAGGAAGCACUGCGGACCCAAGGCCGUCGACGAGGACCUUUACAAGAUACCCACCGAGCUCCUCUACCGAAAGACUAGGGUAAGCUUCCUCCUCAGGACUCGUCCCGCUAUCUGUUCUCUCUCUUCAUGUUCCUAUGGUUUCAUCUUGGGCAGAAGAAAACGACUGCAUGCGAGUUCCUAGCGAGGUGCCUCCGUCUCAACUGCAUCCCGUGA